UGCUACGGUCCCUCUUGAAAUAUCAAAUAAUGAUGAAGAGGAAGGAUGGUAGGCUCAUAAUACCAUUUUGCUUAGCAGCGCUCAUCAUAAUAUGUUUGUCAACUGAUGGACCAGCUAGAUCAAUUGCCCGUUUCUCCUCGGAAGUCCAUGGGGUGAGAUCUCCGAUGUAUGGAAAUGCAAGUGGCCAGUCGGAAAAGGGAUUAUCUUGUUACCGUCAGGUACAGGUGUGGGCGGGCAAAAGGAGUCCCGGGACUCCGAAAAAUUCAGAAUGCCCAGGUCUAGAAUGUGGGCUUAGUUAUAUUCUUGACAGAAGUUAUGAGACUAUGGCGAAGAGUGAUGCAAUCGUGUUCUUUCAUGGUUCGAGUCGGGAUUGGGCGGAGAUGCAGAAGAGACGCCCACUGAAUCAGGCAUGGGUGUUUUAUUCUUUAGAGAGUCCUCGGUAUACGUCCAAACAUGCAGAGCCACCAGUUAAACUUGAUCGUUUAUAUAACUACACGAUGUCGUAUAUGCCAACGGCAACGAUUCUUAGUCCGUAUGGACUUUACAAUAAAACUCUUCCACAAAUAUCAUCAGGUGAAGGUCGAAAUUGGGCGAAGGAGAAAAGUGCCUUGGUGGCAUGGGCGGCAACCAAUUGCGGAAGAACAACCUGGCGCCGCCACGAAUUUGUGAAAACGCUCGCGAAGCACGUAAGCGUCGACAUGUAUGGUCGUUGCGGAAACAUGACUUGCGAUCGAUUUUCUAAAGAAUGCACGAACAUAAUCAAGAAUCACAAGUUUUAUCUGUCUCUUGAGAGCAGCGAAUGCCGGGACUACAUCACCGAGAAGUUAUGGUCUAACGCUCUAUUGAAUGAUGUCGUGCCCAUCGUGUAUGGUCCACCGCGGGAAGAUUAUGAGCGCGUAGCGCCACCAAACUCGUUCAUACAUUUACAAGAUUUCAAAAGCUUCCAGGAAUUGGUCGAUUAUAUUCAUCUUUUAGAUUCAAAUGAUGCCCUAUACAAUUCAUACUUCGAAUGGAAAAAACAUGGAUCGGUAAAAAUACUUGGUGAAGCAGUUGUUCUGUAUCCACCAUAUAUGUGUAAACUGGUCUCGAAAUUAUUGGAUGAUGAAGACAAGCUGCGAAAGUUUCACCAGGAAGCAGAGCAUCCUUCUGUCCGUGAUGAUAUAUUAAGUUCUUGCUUUGAGCCAACCGGAUUUCCACAUGAUUUCUAAAGUGCAAGGAGCAUCACGAUACUUUCAAUAAUUAUGUUGAUUAUGACGAUGGUUACAAUAGCACUGACGUUCAUCAGAAAUAAUAAAAUGAUUAUCACACUAUUGGCAGAGGAGCGUUUCAUGAAA
Molecule: messenger RNA, 1334 nt
Organism: Lytechinus pictus (painted urchin)
Lineage: Eukaryota; Metazoa; Echinodermata; Echinoidea; Temnopleuroida; Toxopneustidae
Product: glycoprotein 3-alpha-L-fucosyltransferase A-like
Exons: 1
Coding region: 30-1208 (392 amino acids)
Cellular component (GO): membrane
Molecular function (GO): alpha-(1->3)-fucosyltransferase activity
Source: RefSeq, a predicted model, not a curated record